GACUCCUCAAGUGACUUGCCCAAGACUCCUCAGUGACUCCUCCCAGGGCUGGGCGCGUCAUCCUCCCCACCCCCGGCCCGGACCCCGCAGCUGGGCAGUGAGGCACAGACAGUGCGGGAACUAGCAAAGCCACCUGCUCCGGAUCAGGGAGCCCCGGGCCCCAUGGAGCUGCGGGUCAGCAACACCAGCUGCGAGAACGGCUCCCUGAUCAGCCUCUACUGCUCCUCCCAGCGAAUCCUGUGCCAGGUCAUCCAGGACCUUGGCACCGAGUCCCCCGCCAAUGCCACCACCCUCAGCUGGCGGGAGAGGUUCUGGAAGAGCUAUAGCUUCUAUGUGGGCCUGGGCCUGGCCAUCCUCUCCAGCUUCCUCAUCGGCAGCAGUGUCAUCCUCAAGAAGAAGGGCCUCUUGCGGCUGGUGGCCACUGGGGCCACUCGAGCUGUGGAUGGAGGCUAUGGCUACCUGAAGGAUGGCAUGUGGUGGGCCGGAUUUCUCACCAUGGCUGCUGGAGAAGUCGCCAACUUUGGGGCCUAUGCCUUUGCUCCUGCUACGGUCAUCACACCUCUGGGAGCACUGAGCGUCCUCAUAAGCGCGCUCCUCUCCUCCUACUUACUGGGAGAGAGCCUGAACCUGCUGGGCAAGCUGGGCUGUGUCAUCUGUGUGGCAGGCAGUACGGUGAUGGUGAUCCAUUCGCCCGAGGAGGAGAAGGUUACCACCGUCACUGAGAUGGCAUCCAAGCUGAGGGACACAGGCUACAUUGUGUUUGCUGUGCUCCUGCUGGUUCUUAGCCUCGUCCUCAUCUUUGUGGUGGCCCCCCGCUACGGGCAGAGGAACAUCCUGGUUUACAUUGCCAUCUGCUCAGCGAUCGGGUCCUUUUCUGUCACUGCUGUCAAGGGCAUGGGCAUCACUAUCAAGAACUUCUUCCAGGGGCUGCCGGUUGUGCGCCACCCAUUGCCCUAUAUCCUGUCCCUGACCCUAGCGGUGUCCCUCAUCACACAGGUCAACUUCCUCAACAAGGCGCUAGACAUUUUCAACACCUCCCUGGUGUUUCCCAUCUACUAUGUCUUCUUCACAUCAGUGGUGCUGGUCUCCUCCAUCAUCCUCUUGAAGGAGUGGCAUAGCAUGUCUGCCGUGGCCAUUGUGGGCACCCUGUCAGGCUUUGUCACCAUCAUUCUGGGAGUGUUCAUGCUUCAUGCGUUCAAGGACCUGGACGUGGGCCAGAUCAACCUGCCCCACACACACAAGACUCCCAACCUGGCCCCUGCCCCCGAGCCCACCACCAUCAGACUGGAGGACAAGAACGUGCUGGUGGACAAUAUUGAGCUCUCCCUCACACCAUCACCACAGAAGACCAAAGUGUUCACAGUACAAUCCUAGAGCUUCAGGGCCACCUGGCCACUCACCAGUGGGUUCUCUUUUCUGGAAACAUGAACAUACAUAUACCUCAUUGCUGCUUACAGGAAGAAAAAAUAAACCCUACCCAGUGAGUGGUAGUGGCAGAGCUUUCUGGAAGAACAGCCUCAGAGACCAAAUCCCCAUUGUCAAUUGGUGCCAGGAAGACCUUCCUACCCACACGUGUCCUUGGUGCUGUCUGUGUGUGGCCGGGAAGAAGGCAAAAAUUGACUCCUUGAAUGUAGCACAGUUGAAGAACUUCCCUGAACUGCUGGGUGUUGUGAAUGCCCAGCUCUAGUCUUCCUAGACUGUCUCUCAGCGCAUGACUGAGGUGUCACUCACAGUGCCCAGAAGUAACUGGCCAAGUCCCUCAAGCCCAAGCUGAAAGAGACCCAACUAGUGUAAAACAUCUUGCUUUUGUCACCUCUUCCUUGGAGAUAGGAUUGAGGCCUUGGCUGACCUUACUGUGAAAGCCACCUGAUGUCUCAGGGAAAUGUCCCCACAGCUCUUGCCCCCGACUCCUGCAUCCUAAGGGCUGGUGUCUGGGUCUCUGCCUCCCUUUGUCCAUCUGAAGGGAUCCAGCACCAAGAACUAGCUCAGAACAGGACCAAUAGUGAAGGGAGCUUCCAGCAAGCCUAGUCAUCCUCCCUCUGGAAAGAACACAGCAGUUGUACUGCUCUUAAAAAAGGGGGGGGGGGCACCAACCAAACAAAGUAACUUGGCUGCCAAGACAGAAUUUGGCAGAAGGCACUUGCCUUUUCCUCAAGGAGUAAAAUGGAGUAUGAUCUGGGGAGCUUGGGGUGGGGGCACAGUAGUCUAAGGCACUAAGCCAAGACUGGGCAGAGAGCAGCUCAGGCUACCGGAAAUCAGAGGCUGAUUUGGGGGUUUACUCUGGUGACCAGUAAAGGGCUCAGGGACAUUCUUUGGUGCUUCUUCAGAGUCAGGUCAUUGGGAUCAGCUUUGUUUAGUGACCAAGUGGGGGUAUAAGCUUGAUCCAUGUGGCAUCCUGUCCACGUGUCCCCAGUUCCAAGAACAGCAGCCAUGCUGGGAAGUGUCAUGCUAUGACAGCUCCAAGAAGUGCCUUUGGGAACCUCAUCUUUGGCCAGUGGCAAUCCAAGAAACCAGAGAAGCUGGAGAGAGCUAGACCUGAUCUCCCUCCCCUCCCUUCUUUCUGGGUGCAAGUGUGGGUGUCAGAGUACCAGGGUCUCUGAGAGGGACAGAAGGGAGCCUAUAGAGUUGUAAGGAGAGAUGUGUCCCUGGUCCCCAAGUUGCUGCAGUGUCUGUUCUGUGCACACCCUCAUCUGUGCCCCAUGGUAAAAGUGUACCUACCUUCCUAGGGGGACCUCAGGGCUCCCUAGGCUCAUCUGAUCUAUAUGUGGCCCCCAGACCCUCUAGCCUCAAACCUCCUGUUUACUGUGAAUGUGCUGUACUUAAAAUGAAAACACUGGACCUCAAGUUGGGGAGGGGAGGGGCUUGAGCACUGGGUGCAUGGUCUAGAAUAAAGACCUCCAGUGUG
Molecule: messenger RNA, 2905 nt
Organism: Erinaceus europaeus (western European hedgehog)
Lineage: Eukaryota; Metazoa; Chordata; Mammalia; Eulipotyphla; Erinaceidae
Gene: NIPAL4
Product: NIPA like domain containing 4
Exons: 6
Coding region: 163-1374 (403 amino acids)
Biological process (GO): magnesium ion transport
Cellular component (GO): membrane
Molecular function (GO): magnesium ion transmembrane transporter activity
Source: RefSeq, a predicted model, not a curated record